GUGGUUGUUGAGGAUGUGGCUGUGGACUUUACCCAGGAAGAGUGGGCUUUGCUAGAUUUUUCUCAGAGGAAACUCUACAAAGAUGUGAUGAUGGAAACCUUCAGGAACUUGGAAUCAGGUAAGAAUGGUUUUAUUUUUCUUACUUACAUCUUAAUGAAUAAAUGUAUUGUACUGAUUGACUUUCUUAGAGGAUUUGGGUUGAAGAAUAAAUUAGCAAAUAUCAAAUGCAUAUUCACUGCUGUCAUGGAGCUUAGAAUAUUAGUGGUUUCUGCAUGAAAGUAAAAAGCUAUGUAUUGAUUAUUUCAUUUGUGCCUAAAAGGCAUGAAGCUCUUUACAUGUUUUAGGUGUGAGCAUUGGCUUCAGGGGUCAGUUUGGGGUAAAGAGAGAUGUGUGGUUGGAACCUUGGUGGAGUUUUACUGUGUUUAUUACAAAUUACACUGGAUUAUUUUGCUGAAAAUAAACUCAUAUCUCUCCAUCCCUAGAACCCCUGGAGACUAAAGUAUUAACAAAACGUCAGGAAAAUGUGCUCCUCUGCCUUCCGUCAUGAUCUGCCUUUCCGCAUGAGCACCACGUCAACUACAGUAAUUUUUCUUCCUGAGAAGUAAAGGAGAGAUUUUAGGAGAGUGGAAAUAGUACUUAUACAGAAAUGUAGUAUCACGUAGCACCAGGAGGCAAAAAUUGUUUGAAGGACCAGCCCUGCUGAGACAGAACUACAUUUGAAUAAAUCAGCUCAAAAAAAAUCUCUUGGUUUGAGGAUGCUGAACUUCUAUAUAUACCUGAGCUGACUUUUUAAAUUUUUUAUUGAUCCUUUCAUGCCUUCUUCAUUUGUGGGAAAAGCCCUCUCCCAUUUCCUCUUUAAGUAUUACCUUUAUACAUGUCUAUUACUUGCAGUAGUUUUCUGUUUUACUCUCCUAGUUACACCCUACUUAUAUCACCAUCACUCUCAAUCAUCAUGGAAUUAUUUCUUAAUAAAUUUCUUAUCCCUUUGACCCUUGCCAAAGUCGUAGAACAGCCAAAUGCCUUAAAGUCUUUCUUCAUACCUGUCUUGUUCUUCAUAAAAUUUCCUUACUGUUUGUUUCAUAUUGUGAAACUCCACUUAAAAUUAUUGUGUCAGUUUUUCAGCAGGAUAAUAACAGGCAAAAGUCCAUGAAGAAUGAAUCCCGGUCCUUCAUGAUAGGAGAAAUCUGUGAAUUUCAUGACAUUGAAGAUGACAACUACCUGGAAAAGUGUGUGGCUCGAGUAUCAUUCAUAUGACAGUGAGCAGUGCUUCAGGAAUAUUUAGAUGUCAUGACGUUUCUGAGUGUGUGUGUGUAUAUAUAAAAUUAGCUCUAAAAUGGUAUAUUCACAUAAUUUUGACACACAAUAUUUCCAUAAAUGUGAAUCAUAUAUUUAGUACUUCAGACAUAUUUCAUCUGUACACAACUAUCAGAAAGUCCCUUGAUUUAGAAAGUGACAAUAAUGGUUUCACUUCUGUGAGAUAAUCCAAACUGUGCAGCAUGAAACAACUCAGAGCACAAAACACAUAUUCUGUGUAUGGUAAUUGUGAAAUGGUAUCAAAUUUAAUUCUAUCAAUUUCGUUGCCUGUUUUUAACAGCACAUAUAUGGUAGAAAGCCUCCAUGAAAAUAAAGAAGAUAAUAUAAAGAAAAACACAGAAGGAAACCUGUGUGGAAAAAUUUUUAGCUGGAUUGCAAAUCUUACUAGGCUCAAAAGAAGUUCUGCUGGAGUAAAUCCUUCUGAAUAUUUUGAGUGUGAAAAAGCCUUCAUGGAUCAUAUAUUUAAGCCUCACAUCAGAUCUCACACUGGAUACAAACCUUAUCAGUGUAAGGAAUGUGGAGUAGCCUGCUUUUUUCCCUCUUCCCUAAUACCUCAUGUGAAAACUCUUACUCAAGAGAAACUUUGUAAAUGUAAGAGUUCUGGGAAACCCUGUAGUUGUUUCUCACCUCUCACUAAACAUAUAAGAACUCAAUGUGGAAAGAGGCCUUAUGAAUGUGUGGAAUGUGGAAAAGCCUUUAGACGUUCCUAAUGCCUCACUAGACAUGUAAGAACUCAUAUUGGAGAGAGGACUUUUGAAUAUAUGGAAUGUCAGAAAGCCUUUGGUCGUUACUCACACCUCACUACACAUAUAAAAACUCACAUUGAAGAGAGGUCUUAUGAAUGUAAGGAAUGUGGGAGGUCCUUUAGUCGUUUUUCAAACCUCACUAGACAUGUAAGUUCUCACACUGGAGAGAGGCCUUAUGAAUGUAAGCAAUGUGGGAAAUCCUUUAGUUGUUUUUCAUACGUCACUAGACAUGUAAAUUCUCACACUGGAGAGAGGCCUUAUGAAUGUAAGCAAUGUGGAAAAUGCUUUAGUCGUUCGUCACACCUCACUGUAUAUUUAAGGGCUAACAGUGGAGAGAGGCCUUAUGAAUGUAAGGAAUGUGGGAAAGCCUUUAGCAGUCUUUCACACCUCGUUACACAUGUGAGAACUCACAGUGGAGAAAGGCCUUAUCAGUGUAAGCAAUGUGGGAAAGCCUUUAGUAGUUCCUCACACCUCACUACACAUACAAGGGCUCACAGUGGAGAGAGGCCUUAUGAAUGUAAGGAAUGUGGGAAAAGGUUUAAUCGUCCCUCGCACCUCACCACACAUAUAAGGGCUCACAGUGGAGAGAAGCCUUAUGAAUGUAAGGAAUGUGGGACAGGCUUUAGUCGUUCCUCAUCCCUCACUACACAUAUAAGUUUUCACAGUGGAGAGAGGCCUCAUGAAUGUAAGGAAUGUGGAAAAGCCUUUAGUAGUUCCUCACACCUCACUAGACAUAUAAGUUCUCACAAUGGAGAGAGGACUUAUUAAUGUCAGGAAUAUGAGAACAUCUUCAAAUGUCCCUAAUGCUUUGCAACACAUCUGAGUAGGAAUCCUGUAGAGAAACAAUAUGCAUGUAUCUUUUGUUGGGUAUCUUUCAUCCUUUAUCUUUUCUCAAACCUGAAAAAAGAUAUAUGGCAAAUGAAUGUGGGAAAAUUUUUCUUUUUCUUCCCUACUUUCAGUGACAUUCACACAUAUGGAAAAGUCUUCUCUAUUUAACUAAAGGAACAUGUGAGAAGUCACACAGAAAAAGCAUAUAAAAAUAAAGAACCUGGGAACAUCAUGUAAGAUAUUACAUUCUGGAUUGAUCCUGUGAAUGUAAAAGACGAUGGAGGCCUUCAGCAUCCCCCUCCCUCAGGAUGCCCAUGAGACCUCGCACAGUGGGGAAACCCUGUAACUGUAAGCAUUGAUAAAGUCUUUAAUCACAGAAUUUCCCAAUGCCUGCACAAGGAUAUUUAUAUCAGUGGAGAAAUCUUAUCAAAUGUACAAAAUUACAAAAGUUACUACUGCCUUAUCUCCAUAUUACCAAAAUUACAAAAAUUACCACGGCCUUAUCUCCAUAUGCAUUAAUCUCCAUUUUUUUCUGUGAAACACAUCAAGGUGAUAAAUAUCCCUGUAACAUCCCUUUCAAUUCUAGGACAUGAAUUUUGAUGUGUUUUUUUGCAUUUAGUUUGUUUAUAUAAAAAUUCUUACAAGAAAGUUUCAUCAACACGUGGGUAUUUUGAAGUGUGUGUUUUCUUUUCAUGAGCUAUCAAGUUUUAAUAUUUUUUAGUAGAAAGCAGCGUGUUCUUAUUGUAGAAAAUUUGAUUUUAACUGAAAUAUAUAUAAAAUAAUCACUUAGAAUAUCACCACUCUUGGUAUUUUAUUUUUAUUUUUUAGCCUUUAAUUGCUACAGAUUAAUGGUUUUAAUAUAAUCAGGACUGUACUGAAUAUUUAGUGCACUUGUGUAUAUUUUUACAUUGCAUAUCAUUUAUUCUCCCCAAUUACUAUCUUGAUCCCUGCUUUACUGAUGAGGAAACUAUAUAGAAGAUUUUAACCCAAAGUCAUCCCACACAGAAGUGCCCCUCUCUGAAGUAGUGUUGCAAGAAUCAGGGCUUGCAUAGAUUGUUGACUCAUUCUGGGAACAUAGGUGGUGGUGCACCAUAUAGAGCCCUAAAAUGACCUAGUUGUAUAUCUUCUUUCCCACACACUCAGGGUCUGUGCUCAGUCACAGAGACCUGGUUUUGAUACUUCUGACCAAGAUUGUGUGUGUCAAAACAGAAGCAGUUGUUGGGCUGUGCUGGAAUAGUGGUUCUUGCUCCACCUGGUAUGCACACCCACGUUAGGGCCUGGAUGAGUUGGGAGCCCAGCUAGGGUUCCUUAAUAGUGGAGAUAACACAAGAGGCUUUUGGGCCUGGGUGUUUAUUCAGUGCCAAUGUACCUCACGCUGAGAUGGGAGCUGCUUCACUGACUCCUCAUGUAAGGGGCCUGGGAAAUAGUUGCUGCAGAUAGCAGAAGCCUUCAAAUUAGACCUCCCCUUGACCCAGCAAUUACCCUUGUAGAGUCAUCCUAUGUAACUCCCAAGGCACCAGGAUGGUACCUAUUGAUAGUAGUGAUAGAGGGUGGAAACCAUGGAAGACAGUGUCUAACAGGAAGGAAUUUGUAAGAUAAAUGACCACACAUCAGAAUGUUGUACUGCCACUAAAGUUUUUUUUCAAAGUUUAGACAGUAAUUCACUUUUGGGAUGUGAGUUGACAUAUGCAUUACGUUUUAUAGUCAGUAGCACAGUGAAAGCUCAGAACAGCACCUGUAUUCUUCCCAGAAACCUCCCUGGUGCUGCUGCUUUUUAGUCACACCUUCCCCUGACCAUGA
This is a messenger RNA of Loxodonta africana (African savanna elephant), 4688 nucleotides long. Its product is annotated as zinc finger protein 699-like. Gene Ontology annotation, cellular component: nucleus. Lineage: Eukaryota; Metazoa; Chordata; Mammalia; Proboscidea; Elephantidae. Bases 2076 to 2828 code for a protein of 250 amino acids. The transcript has a single exon. Gene Ontology annotation, biological process: regulation of gene expression. The record is from RefSeq and is a predicted model, not a curated record.